Molecule: messenger RNA, 1932 nt
Organism: Medicago truncatula (barrel medic)
Lineage: Eukaryota; Viridiplantae; Streptophyta; Magnoliopsida; Fabales; Fabaceae
Product: adenylosuccinate synthetase 2, chloroplastic
Exons: 4
Coding region: 97-1554 (485 amino acids)
Biological process (GO): 'de novo' AMP biosynthetic process; IMP metabolic process
Cellular component (GO): cytoplasm
Molecular function (GO): GTP binding; adenylosuccinate synthase activity
Source: RefSeq, a predicted model, not a curated record
UUGUAGUUGGAAAACCCUUUUUUGAGCGUGCGUCUAUUCAACGCUGCUUUACUUGCUUCUCUUCACUUCACUUCACUCAUUGUGUUGCACUUUGCAAUGAAUAUCUCAUCGCUGCGUCUCGAUUCUCACGCAAUAUGCACUCAUCAACCUCAACGACCCUUCGCUUUCCAUAAUCGCUUCCCUCGAAACGUCGUCGUUUGUGCCGCAAAGCCAGUUGCACCACCUCCGACCAAACUCGCCGCCGCCGAUUCUUCCCUCCGUCGAAUCGAGUCGCUCAGCCAAGUCUCCGGCGUUUUGGGUUGUCAAUGGGGUGACGAGGGUAAGGGGAAGCUAGUUGAUAUCUUAGCUCAACACUUCCAAAUCGUUGCUCGCUGUCAGGGUGGAGCUAAUGCUGGGCAUACCAUUUAUAAUGCUGAGGGGAAAAAGUUUGCCCUUCAUCUUGUUCCUUCUGGUAUCCUUAAUGAGGAUACACUGUGUGUUAUUGGGAAUGGUGUUGUAGUACACCUGCCGGGGCUGUUUCAAGAAAUUGAUAACUUGGAGUCAAAUGGGGUCUCUUGCAAGGGAAGGAUAUUGAUAUCUGAUAGAGCCCACCUAUUGUUUGAUUUCCACCAAACAGUGGAUGGUCUGAGAGAAGCUGAGCUUUCUAAAUCUUUCAUUGGCACCACCAAGAGGGGCAUUGGACCGUGCUACUCCAGCAAAGCUAACCGUAAUGGGAUUAGAGUUGGUGAUUUGCGGUACAUGGAGACUUUACCUCAGAAGCUUGAUCUUUUGUUAUCAGAUGCAGCAUUGAGGUUCAAAGAUUUUAAGUAUGGUCCAGACGUGCUCAGGGAAGAAGUUGAGAAAUACAAGAGAUAUGCUGAAAGGUUGGAACCCUACAUUGCCGAUACUGUGCAUGUCAUGAAUGAAGCUAUCACACAAAAGAAGAAGGUCUUGGUUGAAGGAGGACAAGCAACCAUGUUGGACAUUGACUUUGGCACUUAUCCCUUUGUUACUUCUUCUAGCCCAUCAGCAGGCGGGAUAUGCACUGGUCUUGGUAUUGCUCCAAGAGUAAUUGGUGAUUUAGUAGGAGUGGUGAAAGCUUACACUACAAGAGUUGGUUCUGGUCCUUUUCCAACUGAAAUUUUGGGUCCAGGAGGUGAUCUGCUCAGAUUUGCUGGGCAGGAGUUUGGCACGACUACUGGCCGUCCUCGACGAUGUGGUUGGUUGGAUAUAGUUGCCUUAAGUUACUCAUGUCAGAUCAACGGUUUUUCAUCAUUGAAUCUCACGAAGUUGGAUGUUUUGUCUGAUCUUGAUGAAAUACAAUUGGGUGUCUCCUAUAAACAUGCUGAUGGCACCCCAGUCCAAUCAUUCCCGUCAGAUCUCCGUCUUCUCGAGCAAUUGAAGGUGGAAUAUGAAUCACUUCCUGGAUGGAAGACCGACAUUUCUUCCAUCAGAAACUAUUCUGACCUUCCAAGAGCUGCCCAGUUGUAUGUGGAAAGGAUAGAAGAACUCGUUGGUGUCCCUAUUCACUACAUUGGUGUUGGGCCUGGACGUGAUGCUCUCAUAUUCAAAUAAUUUUCACAACGAAUUUCCAUGUCACUAUAGGCAAGUUUAGAGGCUUUCUGCGUAUAAGUUUUAUUCCCACCAACCUUUGAUUUGGGAUGAAAGCACAUUUCUAGUGACUAUAGCAAGGAUUGGCUAUUUGAUGUAUUAUUCUGUUGUUAAUCAUCAUUGGCAUUUUCACUUCUUAAUUUUGCAGUACUUGUUGGGAGGAUGAGUUUUUGAAGUAAUACAUGACUUAGAUGUAUGAUGAUAACAUCUGUUAUUAGUGUUUUCUAUGCAGAGUAGAAAAUAAUGUUGUACUUGUAACGAUCCUGAGGUUUUGAGUUUCUAGCAUCACCAAAAAUUACACAUUGUGGUUUUGUAGUUCUGUGUAAUCCUAAUUCUCACUUA